This is a messenger RNA of Cooperia oncophora, 1314 nucleotides long. The record is from the annotation of a GenBank genome assembly. Lineage: Eukaryota; Metazoa; Nematoda; Chromadorea; Rhabditida; Trichostrongylidae.
AUGACCUCAUUUAAGGAGGUCGCCUCAACAACAUCACUGCCUGAUCCAUCUGCCAGUAUCACAGACUCCUUCCCAAGGGUGUUCAAGGAAUUCGACUUUUUGGAAGCUGAACAUGACAGCCGUGUCAGAGACGGCGGAGCAGUUGCUUCGGCUCAGGCUGUCGACGAUGCGUCAAGAAUGCGAUUGGAGGAAGACGAAGCAUGCUCGCUCACGAAGACGAACGCUGACGCCGGACUUGAGGACGAAGACUUUCAGGACUCGGAAGGUGCGCAAGGGAACUCAGAGGGUGGAGGAGCGUCCACCUCUCGACUUUCCCGGACAUCAGCCUCUUCCGAUCGUACACCAUGUCCAUCAGAAGUGGAUGAAGAGGAGAACGAAGCUGAGGAGGGCUUUGUUCACGAGUCUCCGCCAACAGGACCGAUGCCCAUGCAAGAUCGCAUCAGUCCAUCGUCUGCCGUGUCACGGGAUGUGCUUGAGAAGAGGUUGGAAGCAGGACAACGGAGUUACUUCAUGUCGAUUGUUCCUGAGUUUAGGCCGAACGAUCGCUUGAAUGGAGUUGACGCCACAUGGAAUCUCAAUGUUGCUGAACUUCAAGACGAUUCAGAAGGAGAACUAACCGCAUACGCUACACUGCUUUUUACUCAACUGUUCAGGUCAUGCUGCGGACGAGUGGCGUCGUUACUGCGAGACGCCAUGCACAUUUUCUCCUCUCGUCCCUUGGCAAGAACGUUCGCCCACGCGCAAGACGUGCUCACCGGCGUGGCAGACUGUCCAUUCCUGUUCGUCACUGCGCAAUAUUUGCGUUGCUCUGGAAUCCUACCACGCUUGAAGUUGUCGUUAUUCGAGCUUCGUGAACAUUGGGAGACGUUCAAUGAAAGAAAGGAACAAAAUAUUCGUGAGAUGGAACUGGGCAAACUGUUAAGCAAGUUAUUCUUCCAACUGAUGCUUAUGAGCGAUUCCCUGAACGAUAUGGUUCGUCUGGUGAAUGAAUCGCAUGGAGCUCAGGCGGUGAUUUUCCAAUCCCUGUGUCAGCACGUGAGAUCGGCGUUCGGAGCAGAAUUUGGAUGUUGUGAAGCCUCUGACAUCGACGUGCUACUGCUCAUGUUCUGCAGAAGUCAUUCCUUGAAGGCCUGGGCGCUGGUUGGCGCCGUACCAGAUGCUCUUCGUCGACAAAGUCAAAAUCUUCGAGACGCCAACGCCGACGUCGCUUCGGCUGUACGUCGACUGGCAUCAGAUUCUGUAGUGUCGCAUCGCACAUCGACGGCAUCUUCACUAACCGAAUCCUUCCAGAAAAUUUCCUAUUUGCCCGAUUAG